AUAUGAUGAGAAUGGUAACACCGUUGGCAUUCCUGAGUUUGAGCCGCCCACUCCGAAGCGCUUGGUGUGGGACCUGAAUGACAAGGUGGCGCUAGAGGCAAUCGACGAGGCACAUCUGGCUGCUCAGAAGCUGUUGAAUGACGUAGAUUUACGAAUUCUCGUACACGAUGCCUACGGUAAGGGACUGAUGAAAACGUGUCGCCUCUCCCCGGACGCGUUCAUACAGAUGGCCUUGCAGUUGGCGUACUACCGAGAUGCCGGCAAGUUCUCCCUCACAUACGAAGCUUCGAUGACCAGACUGUUCCGUGAGGGGCGCACGGAAACGGUUCGUCCGUGCACAAUCGAAUCCGCUGCUUGGGUGAAGGCGAUGCUCGAUAGCACCGUUUCGGUCCAAGAACGAGUGCGUCUACUGAAUGCCGCCUGUGACCGGCACCAGCUCGGUUAUCAGGACGCGAUGUGCGGCAAAGGUAUCGAUCGGCAUCUGUUUUGCCUGUACGUCGUGUCCAAGUACCUGGAGAUCGACUCACCCUUCCUGCAGGAAGUGCUGAGUGAACCAUGGAGAUUAUCCACUAGUCAAACGCCGCACGGCCAAACGUCCAAGAUGGACCUGAAGAAGCAUCCGAACUGCAUUAGCGCCGGCGGCGGGUUCGGCCCUGUCGCUGAUGAUGGGUACGGUGUAUCGUACAUCGUGGCCGGCGAGGAUCUUAUCUUCUUCCACAUUUCGUCCAAACGGUCCUGCGGCACCACGACUUCGGAACGAUUUGCACAGGAAAUUUGUCGCGCAUUAUCGGACAUGAAACAUCUGUUCGAGGAAUACCGUAGCCUACAGAAGAAGAGCAUCACGAACGGCGCCAAAGCGGACAAGUAGCAAUCUUAAAUCAAGGCACACGUUAAAGUGGAAUACAAUCAUUCGUCUACCGACGGCCAACCAUGGUGCCGUUGCGUACAUCACAAAUCCUCACCCGGCAGUAUCCUUCAAUGUUCGUUAACGUCCUAGAAGAGCGCCGGGGGUCAAAAACAAACCUACACAACCAUUCAAUGUUCAAUCUGACACCUUCCCAUGCGGCACCGCACUGCAAAACAUUCUAUUUUAGGUUGGACUCGUUACUAUAUUUGUUGAUAGUUAUUUCAAAUUUUUGACUUAGUAUAACAUUCUUUCCUGGAAGCGUGCCUUUCAAUGGUGGAAACCGUGAAGGAGACAUAAGAUGGCGAAUGAAGUACACUAGUUUAAAUGUUAUUCUUGUGUUUGAUUCUAUUGUAGCCAAGGCAAAUCCCUGUGUCAAAAUUGGCCUGCUGUUAUGCUGUUGCAGUCUAAAUUUACAAGGAAUUGAAUGGAUAAAUGUGUGACAACCAAUCAGAAAAAACUAAACAUGGAUCAACGCAAUCAUCAAUGCAAUGCAAUAAGAGGCAAUUUUAUGAUGUGUGUAGAAAUUGUUUCCCGCUUUGAUUUUGUUUUUUUAUAUAGAGUUUACGAUUAGUUUGUUGUAGAUAAAUAGAAAACAGGAGCAUUAUACGAAAUAGGAUAGUAGAUUUUAGGGAAAAACACAAGUAUAUUUGAGAGAGUUACAACAAAUGAUGGAUGGUGGAACUAUGCGUGCGAAGUAGAGGACAGAAGCUAUCCACUUUUUUAACUCUUGUACAUCUGUGUAAAAAGCCAAUUUUUGGAAAUAAACCUAAUACC
This is a messenger RNA of Anopheles cruzii, 1681 nucleotides long. Its product is annotated as carnitine O-palmitoyltransferase 1, liver isoform-like. Gene Ontology annotation, cellular component: mitochondrion. The transcript is spliced from 4 exons. Gene Ontology annotation, molecular function: carnitine O-palmitoyltransferase activity. NCBI's taxonomy places the organism in Eukaryota, Metazoa, Arthropoda, Insecta, Diptera, Culicidae. The record is from RefSeq and is a predicted model, not a curated record. The annotation marks the transcript as partial. Gene Ontology annotation, biological process: fatty acid metabolic process; carnitine metabolic process.